CUCCGCAAGCACCGCCCAUUACGCCCACGAUGUCCGGAGAGAACGACAGCGGAAGCCCUGCCGCGGAACGACAGGACGCACCUGCCGGCGGCAGCGAACACCUUAAUAUCAAGGUGACGGACAACAAUAACGAGGUUUUCUUCAAAAUCAAGCGCUCUACUAAGCUCGAGAAGUUGAUGACGGCCUUUUGUGAGCGUCAAGGCAAGGUCGUCGAUUCCGUGCGCUUUCUGUUUGAAGGGCAGCGGGUUCAAAAGAGCGAUACACCCGAAUCGCUGGAGAUGGCCGACGGUGACACAUUGGAAGUUCACCAGGAGCAGGUGGGAGGUGCCUGUCGCCGCUGAUAUUGCCAAUAUUCCUAUGAUUAGCAGAUCAAUCUCGCCGUUGGCAUGAUAUAUGGAUGGAAUAUGGAUUGGAACGGGAGGAUUCAAAGGGUUCACCGUAUCCCCGAUUUAAGUCAGGUGACAGAAGCAACAGGGACAACUAUAAACGAGAGCUGCGUUUGUUCUUCCUAUAUUUUCGUCUUAUAUCUCCAACUACUUGCGGGAUUAUCUAUCGUUUUCUGCUCGCCUUUUGCUGUCUUAUACAUGUUCAGACUCUAAGCAGUCCUAACGAAUGGAGGAAGCAGAUCUAUUAUUUCCAGCCCUAUCUCUUUAACUUUGUAAUUGAAGGUUUCUACGUUUUCGAGAGCAAGAACAACACGACUAUAUCAAUCGGUGGGAAGUCAAUGGGAAACUCAAGAUUACCGAAACAGGAGGGGAUCCUAUUUUAUCGGAUGAUUGAUCGAGCAGGAGACAUAGUAGGAGGGUGAAAUAAAAAAUCAAAGUGCAAAAAAUACGUCAUGACAUAUCACAUCACAAAACCACAUAAAACCGUAAUAGUUAGUUAAAAAGAUAACCAAGCAAGUCUUUUUGUAUUUCCGAACUGCUAUUGC
Molecule: messenger RNA, 931 nt
Organism: Daldinia decipiens
Lineage: Eukaryota; Fungi; Ascomycota; Sordariomycetes; Xylariales; Hypoxylaceae
Exons: 3
Coding region: 398-808 (136 amino acids)
Source: RefSeq, a predicted model, not a curated record